AUGAAAAGCAAGGAGGAUAUUAAUCAAUCUGAUAAAAAGAUGGAUAGACCUAAUGUUGCUAGUAAUGCCCCUACGGUUGCAGACACACAAGAGAUGACUGAACAACAGAAGUUACAACAUCAAUUACAGAUUUUCCAGAAUUCUUUGCCUAAAGUGAGUCAAACUGCAUACAUGAUGCUAUUAAAUGAAUGUGUGCCGCUUUCCAUGGCUGUUGAAAGGAAACGUGGUGAUUGUAAUUCGAAAUUAGAUCGUAACUGUGAUGAUGAAGUUUCUCAAGCAGGAGAACAGUUACAGAAAAUACAUGUUAGUCCACCGUUAGAUCCUCCAUCACAUCAAUUGUGUCGAGAGUUAUAUGAAGCUGAUGAGGAGAAGCAUAACAGGGUUUUGGAUAGGCUUAGAAAUAUUGGAUUUGAAAUUGGUAAUAAGAUUACAGAAUUACUGGUAUUUAGUAACAAUCCUAAUUUACAGUUUAAGGAUAUGGAUCUCCUUUCUGUUAUGAAAUUCAUCUGUAGAGAUGUUUGGCGGCAGAUGUUUAAUAAACAGAUAGACAACUUAAAGACAAACCAUAGGGGAACUUUUUAUCUUUUCGAUUACGAUUACCAACCGAUCCAGUCGUUUGCACUUGAUAGUGAAUCGAGUGAAAAAGAACUUCAAAUGGUUAAGCCUUUUCUAGAAAUUGCAGUUGGUGUCAUAAAGGGUGUUCUCGCAUCAAUUGGCCAUGCGCCAGAGGACGUAAUCUGUUUGGCGUCAUAUGUCGAUAGACCAGAUGAGAAACCUAAGGCUUCCUUUACCAAAGGUGUCAGCUUUCACGUACAAAUAACCAUGUAA
This is a messenger RNA of Zygosaccharomyces rouxii, 828 nucleotides long. RefSeq names its product Trs33p (gene TRS33). Gene Ontology annotation, biological process: endoplasmic reticulum to Golgi vesicle-mediated transport; regulation of GTPase activity. The record is from RefSeq and is a predicted model, not a curated record. Bases 1 to 828 code for a protein of 275 amino acids. NCBI's taxonomy places the organism in Eukaryota, Fungi, Ascomycota, Saccharomycetes, Saccharomycetales, Saccharomycetaceae. Gene Ontology annotation, cellular component: TRAPP complex; trans-Golgi network; cis-Golgi network. The transcript has a single exon.